Phoenix dactylifera (date palm) is the source of this 748-nucleotide messenger RNA. NCBI's taxonomy places the organism in Eukaryota, Viridiplantae, Streptophyta, Magnoliopsida, Arecales, Arecaceae. The record is from RefSeq and is a predicted model, not a curated record.
UUCUCCGGUUCCUGGAAUUUUUCAAACCUCGAAAUGGAGGCGGAAGGGGAAAGCUGCGCCUCCCAGUCGCGGCGGCACGGAACCGCGUCUCCGCCGAGCGAUCCCGCUCGGAUGGCGGGAGGAGCUUCCAGAUACCUUGCCGACCUCCCCUCCCGUGGCCUCUUCUCCAACACCAUCCCCUCUUCGAACCUGGGGGGCAUCCGGGUUUAUGUCUGUGACCAUGAUACGACGCCCCCAGAUGAACAACUAAUUAAGACAAACACAACGAACAUAUUGAUUAGAGCUCUCCAAAUCAACAAACAAAAGAGUGAUUCAAAGGAUGCAGCAACUAAAGCUACAUCAGAGAGCAAGAAAGGAAAAAGGUUCAUUCUCCCUUGUUUUCCUACAGUUGGCUUGGCGAGGAAGUUGGUUUCGUUAGUUCAGGCUGGUUGUAAAGAUUGGAACAUAUGGAUAUCUGCUGAAAGAACUUCAGAAGGAAGGACUCCAUCUAAAAGAGCAAAAACUAAUAUUGCUCCUGGUAGUACCCAUCAAGAGGGAACCAGUUCUGGGCUUUUCUUGGAGGAUGCUUCAUACUAUGACUGUAGAGCGGUUGCGUGCACUACUGAAAGAGAGAGGGCUCUCCCCAAGAGGGAAAAAGGACGAACUGAUUACGCGCUUGCAAAAUGAAGCAUAAGUGGAAAGGGCAACUAACAAGUUUCCAAGAGGUUGUUCCAUCAAAAUGUACGGUGUAGGAUUUGUUGAAACCCAG